Messenger RNA from Malania oleifera, 3031 nucleotides. RefSeq names its product G-type lectin S-receptor-like serine/threonine-protein kinase B120. NCBI's taxonomy places the organism in Eukaryota, Viridiplantae, Streptophyta, Magnoliopsida, Santalales, Ximeniaceae. The record is from RefSeq and is a predicted model, not a curated record. Bases 325 to 2892 code for a protein of 855 amino acids. Gene Ontology annotation, molecular function: protein serine/threonine kinase activity; ATP binding. Gene Ontology annotation, biological process: recognition of pollen; protein phosphorylation. The transcript is spliced from 7 exons.
AUCAAGAAGAAAGUUCUUUACAAAGACUAAGCACAAAAAGAUUUGAAAAGAAAUUUCAAAGCAUGUGGACUGACUCACUGGACAACUGCGUCAGAAUUAACCUUUCCUUCUCUUUAUUUUAUUGAAUGACCAUCACUUUUUGUUUAUCCGAGUAAAAGGAUGACAUGAUUUGUCACCUACUACCCAGGCUGCCCAGCUACCCAAGCUUGAACACAAGAUUGCGGUGGGCUGGGAAGGCAAUCGGAAUUCAAAGUCUUUGCGUUUACCUGCAGAAAAUUUCUCUUAGAUUACAACGUCUAUGGGUUUCUGCUCAUCGUCACAUGAAUGCCUAAUAGCACAGACAGAAAAAUGGCCAUUACUAGCGGAAACCCAGUUAUUGUUCCUCUUUGUUCAGUCUUAAUCUUAUUCCACCAUCCCGUUUUAGUGUGUCAUGCUGCCAGCACAAUCACACGGGGCCAAGUGAUAAGAGAUGGUGAAACUUUGGUUUCUGCUCACCAGAUGUUCGCUCUUGGGUUCUUUAGCCCUGGGAAUUCUACGUAUCGAUAUCUCGGAAUAUGGUACCACAAUGUUUCUGCGAAAGAUGUGGUUUGGGUGGCUAAUAGAGCAAAUCCAGUGUCUGGUAAAGAUGGAGUCUUAAAGAUUAGAAAUGAUGGGAAUUUGAUGGUUUUAGAUGGGAGUGGGAGUUCAGUUUGGUCAACUAAUGUUUCAACUGGUAUAGCUGAGAAUUCUACUGCAACUCUAUUGGAUACAGGAAAUCUUAUACUCUCUAGCAGCAAAAAUGUUGAUGAUCCUAGUGAGGCCUACUGGCGGAGUUUUGAAGAUCCAACUGACACGUUCUUGCCAGGCAUGAGAGUGGAAAUGGCUGCCAAUAGUGGUGAGGAACGCAUCUUCACUUCGUGGAGAUCUCCUAAUGAUCCUUCUCUGGGAAGCUACUCGAUGGGCAUUGAUACUCAUGGAUUACCUCAGGUAGUGAUAUGGGAGCAUUCAAAACGGUGGUGGAGAAGUGGACAUUGGGAUGGGCUAAUAUUCACAGGCAUUCCUAGUAUGAGACCUCUCUUAUGGUACGGUUUUAAGCUUUCAACUGACGACAAUGGGAGUAGGAAAACGCAUUUCGCAUAUACUGUACCAAACAGGUCUGAUAUUGUGAGAUUUUCGUUACAAUGGGAUGGAAAGGAGCAGCAACUAAGGUGGGACGAAGGCGCAGGGAACUGGCGUAUAAUGCAAUCGUUUCCCACUGAUGAGUGCAAUGUGUACAAUAAGUGUGGUAACUUUGGCAGCUGUAACGUGAUGGAUGCUACUAAAUGCAGUUGUCUUGAUGGGUUUGAGCCUCGAUACAUUGAUGAAUGGAACAAAGGAAAUUGGUCAGGUGGGUGUGUUCGGAGGACUCAGUUACAAUGUGAACGGAAGAGAAGUACGGAUGAAGAUACAUUCUUAGAAGUGAAGGGGGUCAAGUUGCCUGAUUUGGCAGAUUUGGUGAUGUUGGACAGGAAGGGGUGUGAGGAAGAGUGUUUGAAGAAUUGUUCGUGUACCGCAUAUGCAUCUGUAAGUGGAAUUAACUGCAUGCAAUGGAGUGGGGAUUUGGUUGAUAUUCAGCAAUUUUCUGUAGGAGGGAACACACUUUAUAUACGCGUAGCUGAUUCUGAAUUCAGCAGCAAGAGAAUAGUGUCCGAUUUUGUUAUAAUUACAAUUGCAGUUGCUGGAACAAUAUUCGUAAUCGCAUGUACUUGGCUGGUGUGGAAGCUCAAAGAAAAAUUGAAAGUGUCCUCAAAUACAUCCCAGACGAACAGCUUAAGACAAAUAUUUGAUUCAAGCGGAAGUAAAGAUUUUUCCAAUCAAUUUUCUGGACCAGGUGACCUUAUUGGAGAAGGGAGGCAACGGAAUGGACCAGAAUUACCAUUGUUCAAUUUCGACUGUGUAUCAAUAGCUACAAAUUAUUUUUCUCAUGAAAACAAACUCGGACAAGGGGGGUUUGGUCCUGUUUACAAGGGGAAGCUACCUGGAGGAGAGCAAAUAGCUGUGAAGAGGCUCUCAAAAUGGUCUGGGCAAGGCUUGGAGGAGUUCAAGAAUGAGAUUAUACUAAUUGCCAAGUUACAACACAGAAAUCUUGUGAGACUUCUAGGCUGCUGUAUUCAAGGGGAAGAAAAGAUGCUAAUUUAUGAAUACUUGCCCAACAAAAGCUUGGAUUGCUUUAUUUUUGAUCCAGCCAAGCAAGCACAACUAGACUGGAGGAAACGCUACACAAUUAUUGAGGGGAUUGCUCGAGGGCUCCUUUAUCUUCACCGAGAUUCAAGACUUAGAAUAAUUCAUAGAGAUCUAAAGGCAAGCAACAUUUUGUUGGAUGAGGAGAUGAACCCAAAAAUUUCGGACUUCGGCAUGGCAAAAAUUUUUGGAGGGAACCAAAAUGAAGCAAAUACAAGCCGAGUUGUUGGCACAUACGGCUAUAUGUCUCCGGAAUAUGCAAUGGAAGGUCUGUUUUCUGUAAAGUCUGAUGUCUAUAGUUUUGGGAUACUACUACUAGAGAUUUUAAGCGGCAGGAGGAACUCUAGCUUCCGUUCACAGGACAUCUCAAGCCUUGUUGGAUAUGCAUGGCAUCUAUGGAAUGAAGGUAGAAUAAUGGAUUUUGUUGAUCAAUCCCUGGGAGGCUCAUGUUCUCAAAGUGAAGUCAGGAGAUGCAUGCAUGUGGGGCUGCUGUGUGUGCAAGACUCUGCUGCUAAUAGACCGACAAUGUCAUCCGUGUUACUGAUGCUGGAGAGCGAAGCUGCAACUUUGCCACUUCCCAAGCAACCCACGUUUUCUUCAAUGAUGAGGUCCAUAGAUAUGGAUUUGUGUCCAGAAGGUCAUGAUUUUAUAUCCUCGAAUAAUGUAACAGUUACAGUCAUUGUUGGAAGAUGACACUUACAUCCUAUCUCCUGUGCUUUGCUCGUCUUCCCUUGUUUGUUCUCAUAUUCUACUCCUGGAAUUUUAUUUACCAUCCGAGAAGCUUUUAGAAAAAUGAUGAAUAAAGAAUAUUUUUUAACUCGGUAGGAAAAAA